This is a messenger RNA of Grammomys surdaster, 659 nucleotides long. It is a transcript of the gene Nmrk2, whose product is annotated as nicotinamide riboside kinase 2. The record is from RefSeq and is a predicted model, not a curated record. The transcript has 7 exons. Gene Ontology annotation, cellular component: cytoplasm. Lineage: Eukaryota; Metazoa; Chordata; Mammalia; Rodentia; Muridae. Bases 65 to 652 code for a protein of 195 amino acids.
CAGCACACUGCAGAUCACAAGUACCGGGGCCACCUGAGGACCGGUCAGCACUUCAGCCCCCAGAAUGAAGUUCAUCGUAGGCAUUGGAGGCGUGACCAACGGUGGGAAGACCACCCUGACCAACAGCCUCCUCAAGGCGCUGCCCAAUUGCUGCGUGAUCCAUCAGGAUGACUUCUACAAGCCCCAGGACCAAAUAGCAGUCGGGGAGGACGGCUUCAAACAGUGGGACGUGCUUGAGUCUCUGGACAUGGAGGCCAUGCUCAGCACGGUGCAGGCCUGGGUGAAGGAUCCACACAAGUUUGCACGCGCUCACGGCGUCAACCUCCAGCCAGGUGCCUCGGACACCCACAUCCUCCUCCUCGAGGGGUUCCUGUUGUAUAGCUACAAGCCCCUGGUGGACUUGUACAGCCAACGCUACUUCCUGACCGUGCCGUAUGACGAAUGCAAGCGGAGGAGGAGAAGUCGUACUUACAUGGUCCCCGAUCCCCCUGGCCUCUUUGACGGUCACGUGUGGCCCAUGUACCAGAAGUAUAGACGGGCAAUGGAGAGGGACGGGGUGGACGUGGUCUAUUUAGAUGGCAUGAAGUCCCGGGAGGGGCUCUUCCGUCAAGUGCUGGAGGAUGUUCAAAACAGACUGCUUAACACAUCCUAGCAAGACG